Ziziphus jujuba (common jujube) is the source of this 1099-nucleotide messenger RNA. Its product is annotated as transcriptional adapter ADA2a. Gene Ontology annotation, molecular function: chromatin binding; transcription coactivator activity. Gene Ontology annotation, biological process: regulation of transcription by RNA polymerase II; chromatin remodeling. NCBI's taxonomy places the organism in Eukaryota, Viridiplantae, Streptophyta, Magnoliopsida, Rosales, Rhamnaceae. The record is from RefSeq and is a predicted model, not a curated record. Gene Ontology annotation, cellular component: nucleus.
AUGGACCGGAGAUGGUUUGGUUCACAACAGGACAAUUUGGCUUUUCCACUUAUAUGUCCAGAUUGGAAUGCAGACGAAGAAUCAUUACUUCUGGAGGACUUGUCCCAUGUCAUGAAAAAGAGCAGGGAGCAGCUCCUUGCCAUGGCCAAAGAAUUCAAGAAAGAAGUUCCAAUGCUUGGGAAGGUUACAGUGGAAGAAAGAGUCCCCCCUUCUCAGAGAGAGUCAAAAACCAAUAUUCUUGAGACAAUGUUUCCUCAUGGGGAUUUCUGUUUAUAUAUUUUGUAUGUGUCAUGUACAACUGACAAAGCAUGUAUCUUAUUGAAAUCAAAGGUAGGUACAGGUUCAGUCUUAGGUGCAGUGAAGAAGACAUCUAACAAAAUCCAGAUCAAUGAUGAAGCUAAAGCAGAAGAUUUGCUUUCUGAAUUACAUCUUAUGUUACGGAGCCACAAGUUGAAUUUGUGCGGAAUUGCAAGUAAAACUCAGGUGGACUGGAGUAUCGGAGAGAAAACUCGGUUGUCGGGGGUUGAGAAACCUUUUAAGAUGGAGUUGAGUGGCUACAAUUCCAAGAGGCAGGAGUUCGAAAUUGAAUAUGACAAUGAUGCAGAGCAGUUGUUGGCAGAUAUGGAAUUUAAGGAUUCUGACACCAAUACUGAGCGUGAAUUAAAACCAGUACUGCAUAUUUACUCAAAAAGACUUGAUGAGAGGAAAUACAAGAAAGACUUCACAUUGGAAAGAAAUCUGUUUUAUCCUGACCCUUUUGAGAAAAAUCUCUCACCAGAAGAGAAGGAGAUGCAACUGCAGAAUAAGGCUUUCAUGCAGUAUCGAAUUGUCAACAGGAUACAAGAUCUUCAGAUCCUGUGUCACUCACCUAAUUACAAAUUUGCAAGCAAGCUUGAGCUGCUGGUUGCUGAACAGUUAAUGAGGCAAAUAGGUUCAUUGAACAGAAGAGGAAGAGGGAAACCAAAGAAAGGUGCACUUAGAAUUAAUUAGGAGAGUUCUCGGGCUGGUCCUAGUGGUAAAGGUGCAAAAAGCCCUAUCAUGUCAAUGGUGAAGCACAACGGCCCUCGGGGACUUGCCAGGGGAUCCACACAUUACAUCU